UCCGGCGUCUCUUUUUCUGCUUUUCCUUUGGCUCCAAAUCCUCUCUGAUUUUCUUUCUGAGAUUUUCUCAUCAUCCCAACGCUCUUUAUCUCUUUCCCACUGUAAUACCCACACAGUAGAAACACACUCGCCUCCUUCCACUCUCCUCCCGUCGCCGGAACCAAUGCCGGUCUCCGGCGAACCCGACCACAGCGGCAACUCUUUUUCUCACAUCCUAUCCUCAAAAACACCGUUGCUCAACCUGAAACUCUACAUUGUAGUCGCAAUUUUUGUAUUCUGCAUUCUGAUUUCUCUCACGAUGUUUCUUUGUAUCCGGUUGGGUCGAAGCUCGCGGAAACGGAAAGUGAAGCACAGCUCCGGUCUAAUUCCAUUGGUAUCCAAAGAGAUCCUGGAGAUCAAGUCCGUUAAUCCGAAGGUAGACUGCUUUCCUGACGAUUGUAAAACUGAAAGUGAGGAUCCAAAGAAGGGGGAGGGAGCGAGUGAUGACUCGCUGAGAUCAAGUGAUGUGUCGGUGGAGGUGCAAAACAUUGGCUGGGGCCGGUGGUACAGCUUGAAGGAGCUGGAGGAGGCGACGCGUGGAUUCGCGGAGGAGCUUGUGAUCGGAGAAGGAGGAUACGGCGUCGUUUACCGAGGCAUUUUACAGGACGGUUCUGUUGUGGCUGUCAAGAAUCUGCUCAGUAACAAGGAUAGGGGUCAGGCAGAGAGGGAGUUCAAGGUGGAAGUUGAAGCCAUUGGGAAAGUUAGGCACAAGAACUUGGUGGGUCUGAUUGGCUACUGUGCAGAGGGUUCUCAAAGGAUGCUUGUGUAUGAAUACAUCGACAAUGGGAACUUAGAGCAAUGGUUGCAUGGUGAUGUAGGGCCUGUUAGCCCUCUAACCUGGGAUAUAAGAAUGAAGAUUGCAAUAGGGACGGCAAAAGGGCUAGCGUAUUUGCAUGAAGGAUUAGAACCCAAAGUUGUGCACCGUGAUGUAAAAUCAAGUAACAUUCUUCUGGACAAGAAGUGGAACCCAAAAGUCUCAGAUUUUGGAUUGGCAAAGUUGUUAGGGUCUGAAUCAAGCUAUGUGACAACUCGAGUGAUGGGAACAUUUGGGUACGUCUCCCCUGAAUAUGCUAGCACAGGUAUGCUCAAUGAGGGAAGUGAUGUCUAUAGUUUUGGAGUUCUGCUUAUGGAGAUAAUUACAGGCAGAAGCCCAGUUGAUUAUUCUAGACCAGCUGGAGAGAUGAACUUGGUUGACUGGUUUAAAGGAAUGGUUGCAAGUCGUCGUGGAGAAGAGCUCGUGGACCCAUUGAUUGAAGUUCAGCCCUCUCCUAGAGCUUUAAAACGAGCCUUGCUUGUUUGUCUCCGCUGUAUAGACUUGGAUGCUCAUAAAAGGCCAAAGAUGGGGCAGAUAGUUCAUAUGCUUGAGGCAGAUGACUUUCCUUUUCGUUCUGAACACCGACCACCUCGAGAUAGAGAUCCUGUUCCUUCCUCUGUAGCCAUGUCCCAUGGAGUUCCAUACCCAGCAAAGCAAGGUGGGGGUGGCGAUGAAGAGAAACCAAGGUGGCGAUAAUUGCUCUGUGUUGAAGGCCUUACAGUUUCUGAGGUCAGAUUAUGUUGUAGAAUAAGAUUUCCAUUACAAUGUUACACGUCCUGAAUGUGCAUAUAUAUUUUCCUCUGUCCCAUACAUUUGCUAAUACAUUGCAGCAUAUUAGAUAUAUAUGUGAGCCUUGUAAAUAUGUACUUGUAUUCACCUUCACGCCAACCCAAAUGAAGACCAUCCAGGAUGGGAAGGUGGAUUUGCCGAAGCCUGGAUGCAGUUGCUGGAUUCCAUCAAACAACAAACGAGUUGGCGUGAUUAAUGCGUGGAUUAAAACAUUUGAUCUUAAUCCCAGAAUCGAGAUUUGAAUUGAAAUAAACGAAAUAUUUGGGCCACACCAUCCUAGGAAAUUCUCUCACGUAAGUUGGUUGAACAGUACCAGUAAGGAGCACUUUCCUGAGAAAGAGACCUCCAUGAUAGAUAAUCAAAGGAAGCACAUGCUUCUUCUCUAUGACGCCAAUACCCACCAUUGAUUGUUUUUUUAUCCUAAAAGCAAUGCAAUGUCCAGUAGUUAAUUUCUUCAAUAUAUUCAAAAAAAAAUA
Molecule: messenger RNA, 2118 nt
Organism: Rubroshorea leprosula
Lineage: Eukaryota; Viridiplantae; Streptophyta; Magnoliopsida; Malvales; Dipterocarpaceae
Source: the annotation of a GenBank genome assembly